This is a messenger RNA of Marmota flaviventris (yellow-bellied marmot), 2114 nucleotides long. The record is from RefSeq and is a predicted model, not a curated record. Lineage: Eukaryota; Metazoa; Chordata; Mammalia; Rodentia; Sciuridae.
CCCGCCCCCUCCCCGGCAGAGAUGGCAGCGCCCGCGCCCGCGUCCCCGCCGCGGCCCGUCACCCACCUCAUCUUUGACAUGGACGGCCUGCUUCUGGACACGGAGCGGCUGUAUUCCGUGGUGUUCCAGGAAAUCUGUGGUCGCUACGGGAAGGAGUACAGCUGGGACAUCAAGUCGCUGGUCAUGGGCAAGACGGCCCUGGAAGCGGCUCAGAUCGUCAUUGACGUCCUGCAGCUGCCCAUGUCCAAAGAGGAGCUGGUGGAGGAGAGCCAGGCCAAGCUCCAGGGGCUGUUCCCUACAGCCCAGCUCAUGCCAGCUGUGCAGGGAGCUCUGAGCUGGGAAGGGCCCGCAGUCGUGGCCCCUCACUGCAGACCCGGGCUGCAUGCGGGUGGACCCGCUGCCCGGCGGCCGGCACAGCCUCCCUUCCUCAGCCAGCGUCUAGUGCUGAGCCUCCAGUUUGCAGCUGGUCCCCCGCCAUGCUCCAGAGAGCAGCCACACGCAGGCACACGGGAAGGCUGCCCUCGUGACCGGAGCCAAGCGCUGUCACCCUGGGGCAUGGGCGAAGUCUUCCUGCGCCCCACCCCUCAUCCUGUGGGCCAACUGCACACCCUCCCAGGUCCCCGGGGGACACGGUGUCUGUCCCGCCCCGUCAUGGGACGCGUCUGUGCCUGUGUGCUCUGGGCUCCAGGACCCUGGCAGACUGCACCCCCCCGGGGACCUCAGUGCUCUUCGGGAGGGACUCCUCAUUUCCUGUGGGCAUGCCUGGUCUUCGAAGACGCGCCCAACGGGGUGGAGGCGGCCCUGGCGGCCGGGAUGCAGGUGGUGAUGGUCCCCGAUGAGCGCCUGAGCCGCGACCUGACGAGCAAGGCCACCCUGGUGCUGCGUUCCCUGCAGGACCUGCAGCCCCAGCUCUUCGGCUUGCCCGCCUACGACUGAGGGCCACCGCGGCCCUCCACGCCGCCCGCCUGGGCCUCCUGGGCCCCGCCCACGUUCAGGGUCCACCUGCUGAGGGGAGGGUCGCAGGGAGUCGGCAGCCGCAGGUGCACCCACCCAGGCCAGGUGCAGCCGCGUCACCUCCGUCCCUACUGGGGAGCGGCCUGUGCCCUGAGCUGCCGUGGCCCACUUUUGCUCCAGGGUUGAUGGCCGUCCACUGGACACUUGAGGGAGGACAGAGACCGUGCAGAGCAAGGUCCAGCGUGCAGCCCAUGCCGCCGGCACACGUGUGUCGUGUGUGGUCUGCGUGCGUGCCCCCUGCCCUCCAGCAGAGAUCACACGUGGCCCUUCCCUUGUUCUAGUACUCUCAACAUUGGCAGCUACACCAUGUCAGCCCCGUGUGCAGGCGUGUAUGCAUUCAUGUGUGUGUGUGUGCGUGUGUGUGUGCAGGCGUGUAUGCAUUCAUGUGUGUGUGUGUGUGUGCAGGCGUGUCCGCACUCCCUCUGCUGCGCUGCUUCACACCCUGGGCCUGCACCCACUCCCUCUGCUCCGCAGCCUGAGAGGAGGGCCGGCCUCCAGCCUGAGGAGCAGCCCUCCCCGCCCCCUGCUCCUCACAGUACCUCCCUGCACAGCCGCACCCCGACUCCCAGGAGGCCCCCCACCCCGACUCCCAGGAGCCGCCCCAACUCCCAGGAGCCGCCCCAGCAGGGUCCCUGUGGCCUGGACGUGGCCCAUCUCCAUGUUGAGGAGAGUUUCCCACCUCACAAGCCCACUCCUGUCCCUCGGGGACGCUGGCCUUCCGGUGCUUGGUGGAAACGGUGAGGUUAGGGUAGGACCCGGGAGGCCUGAGCGCCACGGAACUCUUGGGGUGCUGUCGGCCUCCCCACACUGGUGGGCUCGCUCUGCCUGGCGAGGGCUGUCUCCUGUCAGAGAAACGGUCUGAUCUGCACGCCUGUCUGUCCGGGUGGCUCUGUGCCCCACUGUUGUUGAGCUGACUGUCACCUCCGUGCCUGGUGGAGAGAAGGCAGAGGGGCGGGUGUUUGGGGGGACGGUCCUUCUCCGGGCACCCCGCCUGGCUCUCAGGGCACGCCUGCCCCCAGAAGCCUCCUGAGCCGCCACGGCAGCGCCUUCCAGUGUCCUCGCAGGCUGCUGGGGUGUAAUAAAGUCCUAGUACCCGUCCA